Molecule: messenger RNA, 393 nt
Organism: Aspergillus pseudotamarii
Lineage: Eukaryota; Fungi; Ascomycota; Eurotiomycetes; Eurotiales; Aspergillaceae
Exons: 2
Coding region: 1-393 (130 amino acids)
Source: RefSeq, a predicted model, not a curated record
AUGCACCACACACCGCCAUUUACCAGCUCAAGUCGUGGAAUUCGGCCUGUUAUUGCCAACGGACUAGCCCAUCAUGGUACUAAUGUCGUAGCGAAUGAUUCCACCACUGCCGGUUCCGCGGAAAAGGUGACCGAGAAGAUACGCAGCCACGGCGUGAAAGAUAUCACCAUGGAAGCCGACAUACAGAGCGAACAGGAGAUUCAAUACCUCUGCCAGUGUGCAAUAGCAGUGUUAGGCCAGCUGGAUACUGUCCUGAGAAAUUGUGGCAUUGAGUAUUUUGCCGCUCACCCUGACGUGACCUCCAGCGGAAUCGAUGAGGUUUUUGCUGUGAAUCUCAUAGCUCAGUAUUUUGCUGAUUACGGUCGACCAACUUUUCUGACCUGCACUAUCUGA